UACCAAACUCACAUGACACUCUAAGUGUGGUCUAUAUAUUUCAAAAUCUAAGCUUUGUGCUGUCUCAUUUUCCCAUAUUUUUUCUAUUAUGUGCCAACUUCUCUGUCCUGCAUUAAAUCACAUGCCAAAAUAGUUCACCCUUUUUCAUGUAUUCUGAGUUUAUGUUUCCUUCACCAAAGGCCUAACUAAUUAAUAGUUCAUAUUCAAAGUUAGAGUUUGAUAUCAGCAGAAUCAUCAUCAUGGAUGGAAAGCAAGGGAGUGAAAUGCAGCCACCAGCAAAAGUGGCAGAACAAAAUCGUUAUUAUUCACAUAGAUCAAUUGAGACACUUAUAGUGGUGAUAGCAGUGAUCACUAUAGUAGGUGUUAUUGCAGGAAUGAUUGCAAGGUUGUGUGGUGGAAGACACUUUGGAGGAAAUGGUGAGAAUGACAUUGAAGGUUGGGUUGAAAAUAAGUGUAGAAGUUGCAUUGAUGCAGGACUUUCACCAGAAGCACCUAAAUCUGAAGAACCAAAAACAGGAGAUGAGAGUAAAUGAAAAAGAACCAAAGUCAGUAAGUAUAGAACUUAAUUGAUGAAUGCUUUCUUUUUAUACAGCUUUUGAACAAGUGAUGUAUAGAGUAGCAAUGUGUUAGUUUUAGAACAAUCUAAGUUUAUUCAUGUUAUGUUAUUGAACUUUCUAUUUCUACUUAAUUUCUUGCUCAUUAUUCAGUAUUGUGAUUUCUUCUUUUUCAUUGUCUUAAUUUUGUCCUACCUAGUUUCUUGAAACAAAACAUACAUAUUCCAACAUCUGCUGCUAGUUACUUGUAAUUCAAUAUCAAAAGUUGUGUAUAGACUAUUAAAUUAGGGACUUUA
Messenger RNA from Cicer arietinum (chickpea), 850 nucleotides. NCBI's taxonomy places the organism in Eukaryota, Viridiplantae, Streptophyta, Magnoliopsida, Fabales, Fabaceae. The record is from RefSeq and is a predicted model, not a curated record.